CACUCCCUAUUCCCUAAUUCCCUAUUUCCCUAUUUCCCUAUUUCCCUAUUUCCCCAUUUCCGCCAUUAAAGCUUAGCUUCCCUUUCUCUUCUCACCCAUUUCCCUCUCAUUUCUUCUGUCUACUCCAUCCCACUCUUUUGCUCUGCACGGCCCUUACUUCCCACCGCCUACGCCCAACACUCCCAAUGUGUUUUCCUCCUCCCUCUUCCUCAUAACCUUCUGUAAUUCAGAAGACACAGAGAGUGAUGGGGUUAAAUUUGGGGCUCACAAAUGCCCUGUGAUUUUCCCAUAGCUUUUUCCGACUGAAACACCCUUGUCGUUCUUCUCCACAACCCCUCUAAAUAUGGCCGCAACGAAGACGGAUGUCGCCGCCAGCGCCGUCGACGACCGUGUCUUGUCCACCGCUCAGCAGAUCGUCAAGAGCCUCAAUACUCCUAAAGAGGUUCGUGAGGACAUGCUCUUGAUACUCUCCAGUUUUGAUAAUCGACUUUCCAGUAUCAGUAGUUUGAUCAACAGUGACGACUCGAAAACCAAGAACCACAGGUUGGACGCCGCGGAGAAGGUGCUUCUUCGUUGGGAUCCUAAUUUCGAUGUGUCGAGACGGUCGCUUAAUUGGGAGGACUCGCCGGACGAGGCGGCUGAGUAUUUAUCGGCGGUGGAUGAUAUACUCCGGCUAGUAGAAGACCUCUCAAUUGGGUCCGAGUCGACUGAGUUCGUAGACCGGGCCGAAAACGCGAUCCAAAUGGCGAUGUGUCGGCUCGAGAGCGAAUUCCGCCAUAUCCUGAUCCAGAGCACAGUCCCUCUCGACGCCGAGCGGCUCUACGGCUCGAUCCGAAGAGUUCACCUCUCGUUUGCGUCCAAUUACAGUGAAAUUGACGAUGAAUUCGAGAAUUUCAGCGAGGACAGUCGCAGUUCGGGGCGAUUCCAUGAGCGAGGUGGGACAAUUGGAGAAGAUUCUUGGGUUGAUUUGAUCCAUCCUGAUGCGGCUGUUGAUCUAUCGGAGAUUGCGGACCGUAUGAUUCGUUCCGGCUACGAAAAGGAAUGUGUUCAAGUCUACAGCACGGUUCGUCGCGAUGCUUUGGACGAGUGCUUGGCGAUUCUUGGCGUCGAACGGCUCAGCAUUGAGGAGGUUCAGAAAAGUGACUGGAAAUUUUUGGACGAUAAGAUGAAGAAAUGGAUUCAGGCCGUAAAAGUUACAGUCCGGGUGAUUUUGGUCGGUGAGAAGAGGCUGUGUGAUCAGAUCUUUAAUGGCGCCAAUGAAUCCAAGGAGAUUUGCUUUAACGAAACAGCCAAAGGGUGUGUAAUGCAGCUGUUGAAUUUCGGUGAGGCAGUGGCUAUUGGGAAGAGGUCACCAGAGAAGCUGUUCCGAAUCUUAGAUAUGUAUGAUGCUUUGGCCGGUGUUUUGCCCGACUUGGAAGCCAUGGUUUCCGAUGAGUUUCUGAUUAGUGAGGCGCAUGAAGUGUUGUCUGGACUGGGAGAAGCAGCCACAGGGACAUUUGCAGAGUUUGAGAAAGCCAUCGAAAGCGAAAAUUCGAAGAAAGCGAUGCAAAACGCCGAGAUUCACCCGCUUAUUCGAUAUGUAAUGAAUUAUGUGAGAUUGCUGGUUGAUUACAGUAAGACAAUGAACUCUCUUCUGGAAGACGAGGAACGCAGUGUGAACGACAAUGACGAUGAUCUGCAGCUGGAAAGCACGUCGCCUUUAGCUCGUAGAUUGUUGAUGUUGUUAUCAUCUUUGGAAUCCAAUCUUGUGGAUAAAUCAAAACUUUACGAGGAUGUUGGGAUGCAGUUCAUAUUUCUAAUGAACAACAUACUGUAUAUAGUGAAAAAAGUGAAAGAUUGUGAGCUUGCCCAGCUGCUGGGCAGUAACUGGCUUCGCAGGCAUAGCGGCCAAAUUCGCCAAUAUGAAACGAGUUACCUUAGAGCCUCUUGGAGCAAGGUCUUGUGUUGCUUAAAGGAUGAAGGCAUUGGUGGGAGCACGAGCAAUGCUGCCUCCAAGACGGCUUUGAAGGAAAAGUUCAAGAAUUUCAAUGCUGGGUUUGAGGAGAUAUGCAGGGUUCAGACGUCUUGGAAGGUAUCGGAUGCUCAACUGCGCGAUGAGCUGAUAAUAUCCGUUUCGGAGAAGGUGAUCCCGGCGUAUCGCUCCUUCUUGGGAAGGUUUAGAAAUCAAUUAGAGAGCGGAAGGCAUUCUGGGAAGUACAUAAAGUACACGCCCGACGACUUGGAGAACUCUCUAUCGGAUUUGUUUGAAGGAUCACCUGCUGUUUCACAUCACUUGCGAAGAAAGGGUACUUGAAACGCUUUCAUGCUGAGAUAUUAUUCAUCCUUUUUUUCCUAAUGUUAUAAGACACAUGAUAUUGAAGUUCAUACACUGUAUAUUACAAUCACCAAUGUUGUAUACAUUAGAUUCUGUAUCUUAAUAAUUUGAGGUCAAGUGAUAUUGUGGACAUAA
Molecule: messenger RNA, 2449 nt
Organism: Cucurbita pepo subsp. pepo (vegetable marrow)
Lineage: Eukaryota; Viridiplantae; Streptophyta; Magnoliopsida; Cucurbitales; Cucurbitaceae
Product: exocyst complex component EXO70B1
Biological process (GO): exocytosis
Cellular component (GO): exocyst
Molecular function (GO): phosphatidylinositol-4,5-bisphosphate binding
Source: RefSeq, a predicted model, not a curated record